CCGACAUCCGCCAAAAUGGUGAACUUCACGGUACUCCAGAUUCGCAGCAUCAUGGACAAGAAGGCGAACAUUCGCAAUAUGUCAGUCAUUGCCCAUGUGGACUAUGGCAAGUCCACUCUGACCGACUCUCUUGUAUGUAAAGCUGGAAUCAUCGCAUCAUCUCGUGCGGGUGAAACUCGCUUCACAGAUACCCGUAAAGAUGAGCAGGAAAGAUGUAUUACAAUCAAAUCUACAGCGAUUUCCCUCUUCUAUGAACUAUCUGAAAACGAUUUGGCCUUUAUUAAGCAAUGUAAAGAUGGAUCUGGUUUCCUUAUCAACUUGAUUGACUCUCCUGGUCAUGUGGACUUUUCCUCUGAAGUUACAGCAGCUCUGCGUGUUACUGACGGUGCCCUUGUUGUGGUGGACUGUGUGUCUGGUGUAUGUGUGCAGACUGAAACCGUACUCUGUCAAGCAAUUGCUGAAAGAAUCCGCCCUGUCUUGAUGAUGAACAAAAUGGACCGUGCACUUUUGGAACUGCAACUAGAGCCAGAAGAGCUAUAUCAGACCUUCCAGCGUAUUGUGGAGAACGUAAACGUUAUCAUAUCCACCUAUGGUGAGGGAUAGACAGGACCCAUGGGAAACAUCAUGAUUGAUCCAGUUCUUGGUACUGUUGGCUUUGGUUCUGGACUCCAUAGCUGGGCAUUUACACUCAAACAAUUUGCAGAGAUGUAUGUGCAAAAGUUUGCUGCAAAGGGUGACGGCAAGCUGACACCAGCUGAACAUGCAAAAAAAGUGGACGACAUGAUGAAGAAACUUUGGGGAGACAGGUAUUUUGAUCCUGCCAAUGAAAAGUUUAGCAAGGCUGCAUCAAAUGCUGAUGGAAAGAAGUUGCCUAGAACAUUUUACCAGCUUAUCCUGGACCCAAUCUUCAAGGUUUUUGAUGCCAUCAUGAACUUUAAGAAAGAUGAAACUGCUAAACUUAUCGAGAAACUGGACAUCAAGUUGGACACUGAAGACAAAGAUAAAGAGGGAAAACAACUGUUAAAGGCUGUUAUGAGAUGCUGGCUUCCUGCUGGAGAAGCUCUUCUGCAGAUGAUAACCAUCCACCUGCCAUCACCAGUGACAGCUCAGAGGUACCGCUCUGAGCUGCUGUAUGAAGGACCACCUGAUGAUGAAGCUGCUAUGGGCAUAAAAAACUGUGACCCCAAAGGUCCAUUAAUGAUGUAUAUCUCAAAAAUGGUGCCCACCACUGAUAAGGGAAGGUUCUAUGCUUUUGGAAGAAUCUUCUCUGGUGCUGUCUCCACUGGCCUCAAAGUCAGAAUUAUGGGACCAAAUUAUACUCCAGGAAAGAAAGAGGACCUUUACCUGAAGCCUAUCCAGAGGACCAUCCUGAUGAUGGGGCGUUAUGUGGAGCCAAUUGAAGACGUUCCAUGUGGUAACAUUGUGGGUUUGGUUGGUGUGGACCAGUUCCUGGUGAAAACUGGGACAAUCACCACUUUCGAACAUUCACAUAACAUGCGUGUUAUGAAGUUCAGUGUCAACCCUGUAGUGCAUGUGGCUGUAGAAGCAAGGAACCCUGCUGAUCUUCCAAAACUUGUGGAGGGUCUCAAGCGUCUGGCUAAGUCAGACCCUAUGGUGCAGUGCAUCAUUGAGGAAUCUGGAGAACAUACUGUUGCUGGAGCUGGAGAGCUGCAUUUGGAAAUCUGCUUGAAGGAUCUAGAAGAGGACCAUGCCUGCAUUCCAAUUAAGAAAUCUGACCCAGUUGUUUCUUACCGUGAAACUGUGAGUGAGGAGUCAAACCAGCUGUGCCUGUCAAAGUCUCCUAACAA
Messenger RNA from Pelobates fuscus (common spadefoot toad), 1808 nucleotides. Its product is annotated as elongation factor 2-like. Gene Ontology annotation, molecular function: ribosome binding; GTPase activity; GTP binding. Gene Ontology annotation, biological process: translational elongation. The coding region runs from base 16 to 603 and encodes 195 amino acids. Gene Ontology annotation, cellular component: ribonucleoprotein complex; cytosol. Lineage: Eukaryota; Metazoa; Chordata; Amphibia; Anura; Pelobatidae. The transcript has a single exon. The record is from RefSeq and is a predicted model, not a curated record.